Messenger RNA from Onychostoma macrolepis, 2024 nucleotides. It is a transcript of the gene rnaseh1, whose product is annotated as ribonuclease H1. Gene Ontology annotation, molecular function: nucleic acid binding; RNA-DNA hybrid ribonuclease activity; magnesium ion binding. The coding region runs from base 488 to 1585 and encodes 365 amino acids. Lineage: Eukaryota; Metazoa; Chordata; Actinopteri; Cypriniformes; Cyprinidae. The transcript is spliced from 9 exons. The record is from RefSeq and is a predicted model, not a curated record. Gene Ontology annotation, biological process: DNA replication, removal of RNA primer.
AGUCAUUUCCUUUGGUAUUCGGACUUCGUUGGUCGCGCGGUAUGUUAAUUAAAAGAAUCGGUUCAUAAGAAUCAUACAUUGAGCAAUCAGACUGCAUUAUUCGCCCUGAAUGCUUUCGACUCACUAAAUGAAAUUUCUCUCUUAAUGCCACAAUAUUAAAUAUGACCGAGGCACUGUGACUCAAUACUUUCAUUUUAUACUCUCAAGGUUGUCUCCUGCUUGCAGUAGCCACACUCCACUUCAGUUGGUGGCGGUAACGCUCAGUGAACUGGAUUGAAAAAGCAAAUAGGAAGAAGCGUUUGGUCAGCUGACCGCUAAUGUAGAGGAGGCAGUCGUUAUACAUGCUGCGGAGGUUUUGCAAACGAUAGUGAAAAUUACUGAAUCCAUAAGUAUUUUGUGAAAGAUUUCGUCUUUGUCAGGUCAUUGUCUUUUAAGAAUGCCAACACAAAAGGAUGUUGCCGUGUUUACUCUGCUCUAAGCAGAGACUAUGUUGAGACUGCCUGGUUUAUUUAAUGUUGUACGCAGGGCUUUCUGUGACGCCGCAGAAGAGAUGGGCAAGAAAGGAAACUUUUUCUACGCUGUGAGGAAAGGAUUUAGACCAGGAGUAUACCAAACAUGGGAGGAAUGUAAACAUCAGGUGGAUAAGUUUCCCUCUGCGAGUUUUAAGAAGUUCGCUUCUGAACAGGAUGCUUGGGCCUUUGUGAGGAGCCAGUCAGCAGCAGCAGCAUCAUCAUCUUUUGAGAGACCAAAGGGUAAUUUAAAAGGAUGUGACUAUGAGGUCCUGCCUUCUAGAAAUGUGCCUGAUGCCUCAAUGGCUGUUCCCCUUGGAAGUAAAAGGACAUAUCAGGAUUCGCAUGAUGAUGAUGAUGAGGGACUGUCCUGUCCAAAACGAGUGAAAUUCACUGAGGUCCCACAGCCAAAGACAGCUGCAGCCAGUAGUGAUGGAUUUACAUAUAUGGGUGAUGCUGUAGUAGUAUACACUGAUGGCUGCUGCACAGCCAAUGGGAGAAAAGGAGCGCGGGCAGGAAUUGGUGUAUAUUGGGGUCGUGAUCAUCCACUUAAUGUGGCUGAUAGGCUUCCAGGAAGACAGACCAAUCAAAGAGCAGAACUGCAGGCUGCUUGCAAGGCACUUGAGCAAGCCAGAGAAAAUAAUUUAAAAAAGGUUGUGCUAUACACGGACAGCAAGUUCACCAUUAAUGGCGUUACAAGUUGGGUUAAGACUUGGAAGUCUAAUGGCUGGAGGCUUAAAGGUGGUGGGGCCAUAGUCAACAAGGACGACUUCCAAAAGCUGGAUGAAUUAAAUGCAAAACUUGAGGUCGUAUGGAUGCACAUUCCAGGUCAUGCUGGCUAUACAGGCAAUGAGGAAGCAGACAGACUGUCCAGGGAGGGAGCAGCAAAGCCCCUGUGCCAGUAUCAUUCUACAUGGUUGAGACACCCACCUGGUGGUCUGCUGUUUGCAAGGGCAAGGCCUGCCCGCAGAGAGGGGCUUGACAAGGUGAGCUCCAGCACUGCGGCACUCUGCAGCUUUCAUUCUCGUUCUCUCUCACUCCACCCUCCCUAUCUCUCAGACAGUACACCUGCUUAGGAGCUCUCCAAAACCCUACACUGAGAUACCACCAUAGCUAGAGUUUAAUAAGCACUGCAUCGUCUUAUAUGCGUAUCGAAACACAAAGUCCUUGACCCAAAUAGUGCAGAUGGCCGUGCUCUGAACUGCCACUUAAAUCAGUGAGCUCAGGAGAGUCUGCCGUGUCGCCUGGCCUUCAGGCUGCCUCAGACUGUGUGCGUAUGAGACUGACUCAUCAAGCUACCAGAGAACUCAAUUUAAUCCCACAGCAGGAGAUUCAUUCUCUUAAAGCUGAAGUUCCCCAUCACGUGCUCGCUGAUGAGGCGGCCGCAGCACCUCCUCACACGUAACCAAAGUGAGCCAGCCGUGCUGGAUUUUUAAUGAUACAUUUGUCAAGCAGCUACCGAGCAAUAUUUUCAGCAUUUGUAAGGAGAAAAACAAAAGGAACAUCUGUGUCUCC